Bolinopsis microptera is the source of this 3327-nucleotide messenger RNA. RefSeq lists its product as uncharacterized. Bases 62 to 2734 code for a protein of 890 amino acids. The transcript has 17 exons. Lineage: Eukaryota; Metazoa; Ctenophora; Tentaculata; Lobata; Bolinopsidae. The record is from RefSeq and is a predicted model, not a curated record.
UGUGAUAAUGAUAAUUGAUAUAUAUUGCUUUUGAACUCUUAUCGUAGUAUUAUUAGUAGAUAUGAGGACUGCUUCAUGUGAAGUUGGUCUAGUACGUGUGUAUGCCAUUGUCAUUGUGGUAUUACUCUGGGGCAGUCUUGGAGUUAGUGGGUGUACAAAUAAUUACGGUAUGGAUGUGUUUAGGUGCCGUGGUUUUCAUGAUAUUCGAGACAACUGUUCCGAAACUUCUCCUACUGAUCUGUCGGAACAACGACCUUGUCGAAGAGUUUGCCAUCCUGAGGAAUGCCUUCUGUCCACCCCAUGGCAGCGGGAGGUCUUGACAAACGAAACAAGCAGAACUGCAGUCAUUGACUACAAGAUUGAGUGCAUCACUAGGAUCGCUAAAACGAGUAAACGCAAGGGAUGUUAUGACAAGGAAAAGUUCUACAACGUUACCAGGGAUUUCCUAGACCAGUUCGUGUACCCGUACGGAAUAGAGACCCUUCCUGCUGAGUUUCAUAACCCUGUUUUUGAGAUCCUUUCUUCCGGCUCCGCCGUGAUCUUCCCAACUCUUCUCUAUCAUAAAGAAUUCAGUAUAUGUAUCAAGUUUGCACUGUCUCAAGAGUUGAACACUAGCUUCGCUACUGGUCUCUUCUCUUUCGCUACUUCACAGCAGGAGCUAUUCCGGGUUAGCCUUUUCAAGGGAGGUAGAAUCCAUGUGCAGUCAGUCAAUAUUGGUGGAGCGGUUUUUGUUUCUCCUUCUCCCUUCGCAGCCGGCCAAGUGACGACACUCUGUGUCAGCUUCAGAGUUCAGCCUAGGAUCGAAACUACUGUUUGGAUAAGAAAUGAGGGAGGAUUAUUGACCAGACUGCAGCCUGCUUACGUUAGGAGGUUUACUGCUGUUGCAGAUCGGAAUCUAAAUACGUUGCUUGGAAUUGUGAGCGUUGGAGAGUCCCCAAAGAUGCUCCCGAAAGGCUACCCCUCGUUUGUAGGCGAACUUCAUUCAAUCAGAAUACUAGACAGAUUCCUAGACAUAAAGAAACAAGUGCUUCCUUUCAUAAGAUGUGUAGACAACCCUCUUGACACCCUGAAGAGUCUGGUUGCUGGUGCUAUUGGCAUGGCAACGUGGGAGAACGAGCCUGUUAACAAAACAGUGUGGAGCCAUGGUACCGAGCUUAUAGGAGAUGUAAGGGUGAGGAAUGGGACAGAGGAGGACAGGUUCUGUGGGGAUCAGUGCGCCAGCUGUAAAUUACGCUGUAUGCAAGCGGACACGAACUGUUCCUUCAUAAAAUCUUGUGCGAGCUGCGAGCAGCUAUCUUGUCCUGACUCCACUCACUAUCAGAGAACCUACAAAGAUGUUUGUUUGGUGGACCCUGUUCUGAACCCUUGUAACUCGUCUGCCAUUAGCUUCUGUUUUGAGAGAAAAACCAACACAUGCCAGGACUUGGACAGCAGUAUUCUAUGUCUGAAAAAGAUCGAUCUGGACGGUUGUUCCCAAGAAAUGUGGAGAGGAGUACCUUACGAGAAUGAUAUUUACAAGAUAUACAAGCAGUGCGUGGACAGCUCUAACAGCAGUUACAUAUUCCGUAAGAUCGGAGAGUUGAUCCAACUGACCUCCUACCGGUGGGAUAUGAGUGAGUGCGGGCAGGCUUGUGUCAUGACAAGUGGUCUUUGGGACCUUUCCGUCACCCAGUACGACUCUUGGUACAGAAAGUUGAGGAUGAGCGAUAACGGAGAACUGUGCACAUCUGUUGCUGACUAUUUAAAUUGUAUCGAGCUAGACGAAUGUGCUGAGAAGAAUCUCCCUGACGAUCACUACACUUCCCCCAGUUCUUACGCUUACUGGCUCUACCCUACUGUGGAGAGAAUGUUCCUGAUUCAGGACGGCGGUUGUCAGCUGGCUCCGGAGUGCACAAACUUACUAAAUACUUCUCUUGGUCAGACAACUUUAGCAAAUGUGAAACUGGAGAUCUCAAAAUACCCACUCCCAAAGAAAAGAUCUGACUUAGAACGUGCAAACCGGCAACGCCAGAUCAAGCUACCAACUCGUCAGGAGAUGUCCAAGUGUAGGAAACUUAACAAAAGCCGUGGCAGCAACUCAACUCUCUCUAGCCAACAGAACCAGGACACCACAAAGAAACAAGGAAGAAACAGAAGAUGGCUCCCUAAACGUUCAGUUAAAGAGAUAACAACAAGAUACAACACAACAAGAUUGGACAAUGUGCCUGCUAGCCACAGUGUUUUCUUGAGUGGUAUGAGUCCAAGAAAGCUGCAGAAACUUCAGAGUCGAAGUGCCUCUAUAAAUCGUGAUGCGUUAACGGGAGAUGAUGAACCCGCUGAAGAUUCGGAGGAGGAUGAGACAGAUACAACGCAGGAAGUUACAGAGAUGGCUAGGGAACAAGAAGGAAUACAUGAAGAGGUACUCAAGAUAUUGGCUGACGAAUCGCCUAAUAACGAGAACUACACCAGACAACCUGAAUCAACGACGGGCAAUAACAGUACCAUCCCUACCAAUUCCAGUACCAUCACUGAAUCUCAGAAAAGCUCUAAAACAGCUACCCCCCAGUCCCCCCUCCAAGCUACUAGGGCUACUAGACAUGUAUCGUCUCCGACGACACCUCAUUCAAACAGCUCCGAUAACUCUCUCGGAACUCAUCAUACGACAACAGGCCCUGAAAACAGUUCUGCCCAGUCAAGACCAAGUAUAAUUACAGUGGUAUUGAUUAUGGUGGCUGUCGCCUUCUCUAUUGUCUAGAUUUCUAAUCAAUGUGGACGUCUCCUAGCCCGAACAUUAGAACCUUCCGUGAGUUUGGCAUAACAAUUCGGUCUGGAUAAUACAUAAUAGUUACAUCUUUUAAAGGAUUUCCUUGAUCGAAUUUAUUUUCACCCCUUUAUUUUGAAAAUCAGGUUUUACUGAUAUUCAUAUUGAGAUGUUUUUUGUUUUUACACUCCUGAUAUGAGAGUGAGACUAUUCGUAUUCUUUUAUUGAUUUGUUUGAAUAUUAAAUAUCAGAAUUUUAGGCAUUCAUCGAAUUUCAUUUGUUUUCAUAUUUUUAGAUGUAUGUACUAUGUAAUGACGGUCGAUUGAAUUGGAACAUUUUAUUAUAUUGCGAAUUUUAUCGUUCUGAACGAUUAUUUAUUGUUUUUUAAUGCUAUUUAUUGUUUAAAUCUGGAUUUGAAAUUUAACAAAAAUUUUAUCCAACCUGUUGUUUGUUUGGAUGAUAAAUGAUACGAGCCAGAUUAUUUAAAGAAUUAAUCACAUGUUUAGUGUUUACGCUUUCAUUAUAUUAUACCGAGUAAUGAGUAUAUUUUAAUUUUACAGUGUAAACAUUUAAAAAUUAAUCAUAAA